Messenger RNA from Podospora bellae-mahoneyi, 954 nucleotides. RefSeq lists its product as uncharacterized. The transcript has 2 exons. NCBI's taxonomy places the organism in Eukaryota, Fungi, Ascomycota, Sordariomycetes, Sordariales, Podosporaceae. Bases 1 to 954 code for a protein of 317 amino acids. The record is from RefSeq and is a predicted model, not a curated record.
AUGAUUCCGUCGGAUAUCUACGGCGCUACUAUCGAGACGACCAUGGCUGAUGUGAAGCUUUUGGCCGCACUGUCAGGAAUGUCGUUUUCAAGCUCACCAGGUGUGAUAACGCGGACGAAAUGUGGGGAGAUGCUCACCAAGUCUCAGCACAUAGUUCUUGGGGCGGUGGUGUACUACCGUUCAGGAAGGGAGAAUAUCGCGCCCAAUAUCACCAUGAAGCAUAAAAUCACCACCCUCCUGUCCAGACCCCGAACGGAAUACGACGCCCAACUCCACGCCCAACUUCCCCUCUCCCUCGGCAAUCUCAGUUUCUUUUUCACAACCCUCUUCACCCACCCCUGGAAACACAACCUCUCCACUGGCCCACCCCCCGCCCUCUCCUUGCAAGCAGAACUGAAAACUUACCCCCCUUUCGUUUCUGGUUCUCAAUCAAGACAUGAAGUGUUGGCACCGGGGCAUUGGAGUCUGAAGCCUGAGGCAAAAGUGGUGAAAUCUACCAGGAUCGUCGGACCUAUCGGGUGUUUUCUCAACCCGACUCAGACUAGGACUUGGCUGCGUGGAAGUCCGGGGCGGGAGAUCGAGUUUCAAACCCGGAGUGUCUGUCUUGACUUUGCAGUACUAAAUAAGAAUUGCACGGCCGUAUUGUGUAAAUGCCCCGGUGGACCUGCCACCUUUGCCAGCGCUGUGAAGACAACAGGAUCGUUUGAGGUGUUGAUGGCGGUUGCGGCGGUGAAUAACGUUUUUUGGGGGAGGGUGGGGAAAGGGGUGUUGGGUACUACGGCGAGGGAGUUAGCAGGCUGGGUUUGUAAAGGGGAUCAGAAUUACAAGGGGUUGAGGAGGGAGGUGACGGGUUGUAUACAACGGGCGUUGGAGGCUGGUGGAGAGGAGGGGGUGGUGGUGGAGGGGAAUUUGGAGCUGGUCAAGGUUGUUAUGGCUAAUACGGAGGUGGUGUAG